This is a messenger RNA of Corylus avellana, 4200 nucleotides long. The record is from RefSeq and is a predicted model, not a curated record. Lineage: Eukaryota; Viridiplantae; Streptophyta; Magnoliopsida; Fagales; Betulaceae.
ACCUACUAUUUGAUUUUUUAAACAAAAAUUAAUCUAAACUAGACACAUAUUAAAGUAAUAAUUAAAUAACAUAUGAACUUUUGAUACUCCUUCAACCCUUCACUUCACAGAAGAUACCACUUACUUGUGCUUCGAGAAUUCUGAGUUUCCUCAUCGUACCUUUCUAGAAAGAAAACCAUGGCAGAGCUUUUCCUUUCUCCGUUAAUCCAACUGCUCUUUGACCAAUUGGCGUCUGGCGAGUUGCUCAACUUUGCACGCCGACAUGUGGGACUCGGAGAAAAGCUGAACAAGUGGAAGCAUACGUUGGAAGGAAUCCAGGCAGUCCUUGAUGAUGCGGAUGGAAAGCAGCAUGAUGAGAAGCAAUCCAGGGCAGUAAAACUGUGGUUGGAUGAUCUUAGAGACUUGGCUUACGAUGUGGAGGACAUACUUGAUGAGUUCGCCACGGAAGCUUUGCAACGCAAAUUGAAGGGAGGAGAUGAUGAUCAGGCCAGCACAAGUAAGUUACGGAAACUCAUCCCUACCUGUUGCAUUGGUUUGACUCCAAGUGCUCUUAAGCUCAAUGUUAGUCUGGUUUCAAAGAUAGAGGAGAUCUCUGCUCGAUUCGAUGAAAUUGUCGAACGAAAAGGUCGACUGAAAUUGGAAGAAGCUGCUGAUCGUGGGAGAUCAAACAGAAGAAGAGGGACACUGGAGCCAACCUCUUUAAUGACAGAUGCUUAUGUUUUUGGCAGGGAAAAAGAUAAAGAGGCUAUCCUUCAAGUGUUGCUGAGUGAAAAACGCAGUGAUGCUAGAGAUAAAGUUUCUGUGAUUCCCAUUCUUGGUAUGGGGGGCAUAGGAAAGACAACUCUUGCCAAACUUUUAUUCCAUGAUGAAAAAGUGCAAAGCUUUUUUGAGUUAAAAGCAUGGGCUUGUGUUUCCGAAGAUUUCAAUGUUGUUAGAGUCACAAAAGCAGUUUUGAAAAUGGUCACCACUGAAAGCUGUGACGACGAUGAUUUGAAUUUGUUGCAAGUCAAACUAGAGAAGAAUCUGAAAGGAAAAAAGUUUCUAGUCGUUUUGGAUGAUCUUUGGAAUGAGAACUACGAUGACUGGACUAUCUUGCGUGCUCCUUUCCUAGCAGGGGCUCCCGGAAGUACAAUUGUUAUCACAACUCGUAAUGAGAGAGUUUCAUUAACAACACGUUCCAUUCCAGAAUACCAUUACCGUUUGGAAGUGCUGUCAAAAGAUGCAUGUUUGUCUGUAUUUACCCAACAUGCACUGGGGGCAAGCAACUUCAAUGCACAUCCGGACCUCCAAGAGAGUGGUGAAAAAAUCGUUGAAAGAUGUAAAGGCUUGCCUUUGGCGGCAAAGACCCUCGGAGGCCUCUUGCGCACUAAAAAGGACCGUAAUGAGUGGGAAAAUGUACUUAAGAGCAAGAUAUGGGAUAUACCAGAGGAGAGAAGUGGAAUUGUUCCCGCCCUUAUGUUGAGCUACCACCAUCUUCCCCCACAUUUAAAAAGGUGCUUUAUGUAUUGUUCAAUACUCCCAGAGGACUGUGAAUUUAAAGAGCAGCAGUUGAUUUUGUUGUGGAUGGCAGAAGGUCUAAUUCAACCACCGAAAGAGGAUACGCAAAUGGAAGAUCUAGGUAGCGAGUAUUUUCAAGAUUUGUUGUCAAGGUCCUUUUUCCAACAAUCAAGCACGAAGAAACUACGAUUUGUGAUGCAUGACCUCAUCAAAGAUUUGGCUCAAAGGAUUGCAGGAGAUAUAUGCUUUAGGAUGGAGGAUGAAAUUCGGGGUGGUAAUAGAAGGAGAUUUCCUAAAAAGGUUCGACACUCUUCUUACUUGGGUGACGCCUAUGAUAUUGCUAAAAGGUUUGAGCAUUUUUUUGAACUCAAAUGUCUACGUACCUUCCUCCCUCUUCCACCUCCUUAUGGUUGUUAUUUGACUCAUAAUGUUCCUCAUCAAUUGUUGCCGAAAUUACUAUGUUUAAGAGCCCUCUCUUUGAGGGGGUACUGCAUAGUUGAGGUACCAGAUUCAAUUGGCGAUUUGAAACAUCUACGGUACCUUGACCUUUCUUACACUAAUAUUAGAGGUUUGCCUGAAUCAACAACCACUCUAUGCAACUUACAGACAAUGAUUCUGAAGAAAUGUUCUUAUCUAAAGAAAUUGCCGUCAAAUUUGGGCAACCUGAUCAACUUGCGCCACCUCAACAUUCUCGGUGCAAUUAAGCUGGAAGGAAUGCCUCCUCAAAUAGGUAAAUUAACUCAUCUCCGAACAUUGUCUAAUCUAAUUGUGGGAAAAGGCAGCUGCUUCACUUUAAGAGAGCUAGGUUCUUUGUUGCAUCUUCGCGGAACACUCAUCAUCUCACAAUUGGAGAAUGUCACUGAACCCAGGGAUGCAAGCGAUGCUAAGUUAAUUGAAAAGACUGAUCUUAUUGCGUUGUGCUUGGAAUGGAGUAACAGAUUGGAUGAGUCACUCGACAGAACAAGUGAAUUUGAGGUACUCAACAUGCUACAACCUCACAAGACUUUGAAAGAGCUCACUAUCAAGUGUUAUGGUGGUAUGAAAUUUCCAACUUGGUUAGCAGGUCAUUCAUUUUCUCAUAUGGUGGCUUUAACAAUUGAAAAUUGUAAAAUGUGCACGUCAUUGCCACCAGUGGGCCAACUACAAUCACUCAAACACCUUUUCAUUAAAGGCACGGCGAGGGUGAAGAAUGUCGGUCAUGAGUUUUAUGGGGUUAGUUGCUCACAACCUUUUGAAUCCUUGGAAACUUUGUGUUUCAACAAUAUGGAAGAAUGGGAGAACUGGAUCCCUAAUCAAGAGUUUAGAAACCUGCGUAAGCUUUCCAUUACAAAUUGUCCCAAGUUGUUGGGGAAGUUACCUAACCAUUUUCCUUUACUAGAAAAUGUUUUGGUACGAUACUGUCCGAGGUUGGUGGUUUCAAUUUCAAGCUUUCCUGAGCUUUGCAGACUACAAAUUGAAGGAUCCGAAGGGGUGAUGCGUGAAAAUAAGGUUGUCUUCAACUCACUAAAUUCCAAGUCCUUUUCAACAAUUUCAGAAUUCAAAUCUCCAAUAGAAGGGUUUAUUCUCGAAGGACUAACACAUGUAGAAAAACUAAAUAUUGAAAAUUGUGAGGAGUUGACACAUUUGUGGUCAAAUGAUGUGGGAUUAUUACAAUCCCUCCCACGUCUUUGUAACUUGAAGAUUUGGAAACCAUUUUCUUCGGCAGAAGAAGCAAAAGAGCAACCAAAACAGGGUAUGCCAUCCACCCACAAUGGCAUGGAAUUUUUACCCAAGGAAAUCAUGUACAACAACACGUGUAUUGAGCGCAUUGAGAUUAGUGGAUGUGAUUCACUGAAGCACUUUGCAAUAGGCCAGCUACCUCCAACACUUAAGCGGCUAUGCAUACAGAAUUGCAAGAGUAUGAUAAUUUUACUUGAUGAGGAUGAUGCCAAUAGUUGCAGUACUAGCACAUCUCUUCUUGAGUUCUUGGAGAUUUGGAAGUGUCCAUCCCUCAAAUUCUUAACAUCUAGCGUAGAAUUAUUGGCAACACUUAAACACCUCGAUGUUAAAGAUUGUGGACAGCUGGUGUCAAUAGCGAAAAGUGAAGAAUUACCUGCAACACUUCAACACUUUACAAUUUGGAGUUGUGGACAGCUGGAGUCAAUAGCGAAAAGUAGAGAAUUGCCUGCAACACUUCAACACCUCGAUAUUACCUAUUGUUCAAAGCUGGAGUCAAUAGCGAAUAGCUUCCAUCACAACUCGUCUCUUGAAAAGAUUCAAAUUCGUGGUUGUGAAAACCUUAAAUCCUUACCCACGGGCAUACACACCCUCAGCCAUCUAGACACGAUUGAAAUUAGUUGUUGUCGAGCUCUUGUUUCCUUCCCAGACGGAGGGUUGCUCCCUAGCAACCUUAGAGAGUUAACGAUUUUUUAUAAUGAUAUGGCCCUACCUAACUGCAUUCACAACAUCACCUCACUUCAAAAAUUGACGAUUAGCGAGGUAUCAUCCUUUUCGGAAGAGGGUUUUCCCGCCAACCUAACAUCACUUGAAAUCUGGUAUUGCAACUUCACUGAGGCCUUGCCUGAAUGGGGGCUGCACAGGCUUACCUCUCUUCAACAUCUUUAUAUUACAGGUGGAUGUCCUAAUGUGGAGUCCUUUCCAGCUGAGAAGAUGCUGCCUGCAUCUCUUACUACCCUCUCACCAUCAGAAGAUUCCCCAAUCUGA